CACUUCAGUAAGUCCUCUAAACAGAGCAUUACAACAUUCCAGCUUUUACUAAAACAAAUGCGCAAAAGAAGUGAGAUGGAGACUUUUACAAGUUGUCUCAUCGUGGUUAUAAUAUCACUACUGUCUUGUUUUGCUAAUGCAGAAUUUCACUACCAUGAAUUUAUUGUUCAAGAAACCAGUGAAACAAGGCUAUGCAGAACCAAGAAUAUAAUCACAGUGAAUGGGCAAUUUCCAGGACCAACCUUGACAGUUCGAAACGGAGAUACAUUAUUUGUUACUGUCGUUAAUAGAGCUCGUUACAAUGUUACCAUCCAUUGGCAUGGAGUUCGUCAAAUGCGAACACCCUGGGCUGAUGGGCCUGAGUAUGUAACACAGUGCCCAAUUAGACCAGGAGGAUUUUACACAUACAGAUUCACUAUUGAAAAUCAAGAGGGUACAUUGUGGUGGCAUGCUCAUAGCCGAUGGCUUAGAGCUACUGUUUAUGGAGCAUUAGUUAUUUUACCAAAACAGGGUUCUAAUUUUCCUUUUUCAAUGCCCCAGAAAGAUGUUCCUAUUCUUCUUGGGGAAUGGUGGAACAGAGACAUUAUUGCAGUCCAAAGACAGGCACAAUUCACUGGAGCAGCUCCUAAUAUUUCUGAUGCAUUUACUAUUAAUGGCCAACCUGGUGACCUUUAUAGAUGCUCUAGUCAAGAUACUGUGAAAUACUCAGUGAAUCCGGGAGAAUCAAUUCUCUUGAGGGUGAUCAAUGCUGCACUCAAUCAACAACUUUUCUUCUCAGUAGCCAACCACAUGCUCACUGUUGUUGGUGUUGAUGCUACUUAUAGCAAGCCUCUUACAACUAAUGUCAUUAUGGUUGGACCUGGCCAAACAACUAAUGUAAUUCUCACUGCUAAUCAGUCCCCUGGCCGUUACUAUAUGGCGGCUCGUGCCUAUGCCACAGCCAGAAACGCGCCAUUUGACAACACCACAACCACUGCCAUCCUUGAGUACACAAAUCUCAACUCGGGCGCGAAUUCAAGACCUUUAUUGCCCCAACUUCCAGCCUUCAAUGAUACAACCACUGCCACUGCUUUCGCGAGCCGGUUGAGGGGCAUUCCUGGUAACAAUAUGAGAGUUCCCAAAAAGAUUGAUGAGAACUUGUUCUUCACUGUUGGAUUAGGCCUAGUGAAUUGCAACCCUGGUCCAAGAUGUCAAGGGCCCAAUAAUUCGCGUUUUGCUGCUAGCAUGAACAACAUUUCGUUUGUUCUUCCUAGAAGAACUUCAUUGCUGCAGGCCUAUUACCAAAAGAUUCCAGGGAUUUAUACAUUAGACUUUCCACCUGUUCCUCCGGUUCAAUUUGACUACACAGGCAAUGUUUCGCGAGGACUAUGGCAACCAAGAUUUAGGACUAAGUUGUACCAGCUCAAGUUUGGUUCUACUGUACAAAUUGUGUUGCAAGAUACUGCUAUUUUCACUACUGAGGACCACCCUAUACAUCUUCACGGAUACCAUUUUUGGGUCGUCGGACAAGGUUUUGGCAACUUCAAUCCUCAGACGGAUACUGCUACAUUUAACCUAAUCGAUCCGCCCUCCAGAAACACAAUCGAUGUGCCUGCUGGUGGAUGGGCAGUCAUUCGUUUCGUAGCAGAUAAUCCAGGGGUUUGGUUAUUCCAUUGCCACAUUGAUUCUCAUUUGUCUUGGGGCCUAGCUAUGUCAUUCAUUGUCGAAAAUGGAAUAGGAGAGAAACAGAAAAUGGAGCCACCUCCACCAGAUCUACCACAAUGCUAAGAUGUUGAAUGAAUAUUAAGAGAGUGUGGUCCAUGUUAUGAUUUAUUCCUAAAAACAAGCAUUUGUUAGUGUGGUCUGUCUAUUGUUUUUCUCUAGUAUUAGUUAUCAGGAGUUUGCCUAUGUUUUAUCAAGUAAAGUCUGAAAUUGUUUUGUCUAUGAUUAUUGUUCAAGUGCCAACCAAGAAAGGGGUUGACUUCAUAUUGUAUGUACUAACCACAAUCUUGGUUUCUGUCACCAUCAAAUAGAAGUAUUGAACAGUUCUAUUGUCUUCA
This is a messenger RNA of Lycium barbarum (goji berry), 2039 nucleotides long. Its product is annotated as laccase-3-like. Gene Ontology annotation, molecular function: copper ion binding; hydroquinone:oxygen oxidoreductase activity. The transcript has 6 exons. Lineage: Eukaryota; Viridiplantae; Streptophyta; Magnoliopsida; Solanales; Solanaceae. Gene Ontology annotation, cellular component: apoplast. Gene Ontology annotation, biological process: lignin catabolic process. The coding region runs from base 58 to 1767 and encodes 569 amino acids. The record is from RefSeq and is a predicted model, not a curated record.